AUGACAGAGACGGAGGGGAGCUCCCCGAACGGUGACGUGGAAGCGGUUGGGAAGUCUCCCCCGAAGGGCAACUCGAAGAAGUGUAAGUGCACCUAUAAGAGGAGAGAACUGGAGGGGGGUGCAGAAGCAGAAGGGGGAGACGAACAAGAUAGGAGUUUAAAGAAAAUGAAUUCUAGUAGAGACAUGUCAGAGGAGACAAAGCCACCUGACCUGUUCAUAAAUUAUUACUACGAAUGGGAAGACAUCCCAACGGUUAGCAGAUUGCCUUAUGGUUUAAUUGGAAAGGAAAAGGACGCUCUUUGGAAAAGCUCCGUGCGAAGUGGGGGUAUCCCUUUGGGAGGGAACCUUUCGGAUGACCCAACCCAGGGGGAGGAAGUUAAUGUGAAGUGCGAGGCUUUGGGGAUAACAGACGAGGUGAAAUUGGCUGGCGGUGCGCAGGGUGGUCAGCCCGCCGAGGGGGGGGGCGACUUCGUGGCGAGCCUCAUAUAUGAAGACAUAGUGGAGCACAUUCAAAAAAUUAGGAAGCGGGGGUCCAAGCUGCGGUGCGCCAGUGGGCAUAUCGCGGCGGGGGCGGCGAACGAGACGGAUGCAGCGGAUGCGGCAAACGUGGCAAACGCGGCAAACGCUGCGGAAACGCUCCGGGGCGAUUACACCAAGGGGAGCGCCCACCACUGCACAGACCAGCAGGAGGGAGAAGCCAACUGGGUUGACGACUUCGUCGCGCUGACGAAUAUUCAAAUUUUGGCGAAGAACACCCAGGUGUUCGCUGCCUGGGAAAAGCUGGAGGUUGUCCUCCCAUACGUGACGACCCAGUGUGGGAGCCCCCGAUCGUGUUUGUGCAAAAAAAGUUUUUUAACAAUGAAGCACCUGUGUAUGAGCAUUAAGGGAGACAAGCUAAAUGUGUGCAAGUAUUUCGUGAAGUGUUUCCCCCACGUGGUGCGAAAAAUGGAUUCUAAAAACCGCUUCUUAGACGAGUGUGCCUCUCAACUGAUCAAUCUGUUUAUGAAGCAAAGCAGUGGAGUGAAUGACUAUCAGAUGCUGAGGGUGAUGUGCUCCUUCUCGGGCAAUAAGAAUUCGUCCAUUAUAAAGAAGCUAUCCUUUUUUGUUUUUUUAUUUUUAAAAAAUUUGCCUACAAGUGAGUUGGUCAGUCUACCCGUCCGAGACUUCGCACAGUGCUUCCUCCAUUUUAUUAACGCAAAACUGGAGGAGACCAAAAGGUAUAUGAAGCAGACCUUUAGCCUUCUCCUUACAGUGCAUAGUGAAGACGAUUUGGUUUCUUUCCUUUUGGAGGGGGCCCCGAAAAAGGGAAGCGUGUCAUCCCUGGAAAGGGAGAUACGGGCCUUCCUGCGGAGUAGAAGCUGCGGGGACGUUUGCGAGCCGCUCAAGAAGAAGUACGCCACGUUUCACCAGUUUAGGAGUUCCAAGUCGGUCGGCAGGGCGCACAAGACAUCGUCGUUUGUUCUGUAG
Molecule: messenger RNA, 1467 nt
Organism: Plasmodium vivax (malaria parasite P. vivax)
Lineage: Eukaryota; Apicomplexa; Aconoidasida; Haemosporida; Plasmodiidae
Exons: 1
Coding region: 1-1467 (488 amino acids)
Source: RefSeq, a predicted model, not a curated record